AUGAAGGUUAUCCCGGUCCCUGUCCGAGAGGACAACUACGCGUACCUUCUCGUUGACGACACCACCAACACCGCUGCUGCUGUCGACCCUUGGGAUGUUCCCAAGGUCCAGGCCGCCGCAGAGAAAGCCGGCGUGCAGAUCGUGGCGGGCAUUACCACCCACCACCACUUCGAUCACAGCGGCGGGAACCAGCACGCCGCAUACCCGGAUGUCCCUAUUUACGGUGGUAGCAACAAGAGCCCUGCGCUCAACACUGUUGUAAAAGACAAAGACGAAUUUGACGUCAACGGCAUCCACGUCCGCUGCUACUCGACGCCAUGCCACACCCAGGACUCGAUCUGUUACCACGCGACGGACAAGUCGGGCGCGCACCCGGGAGGCGUCUUCACCGGGGACACGCUCUUCGUCACCGGCUGCGGCCGCUUCUUCGAGGGCGACGGUGCGCAGAUGCACGCCUCGCUCUCCUACCUCGCCACGCUCCCGCCGGAGACGGUCGUCUACGACGGGCACGAGUACACGAAGGGGAGCCUCGCGUUCGCGCGCUCGGUCGACCCGGACAACGCCGCCCUCGCGCGGCUCGCGAAGCUCGUCGCCGACGGCGUCCAGCCGGGCGAGCGCACGACGAUCGGGGACGAGAAGGAGUGGAACCCGUUCAUGCGCCUUGAAAGCGCGCCGAUCCAGAAGGCUACUGGGGGCGGGGAGCCCAGCGCCGUGAUGGAUGCGCUCAGGGAGCUCAAGAACAAGUUCAAGGGGUGA
Epithele typhae is the source of this 756-nucleotide messenger RNA. RefSeq names its product hydroxyacylglutathione hydrolase. Bases 1 to 756 code for a protein of 251 amino acids. Gene Ontology annotation, molecular function: hydroxyacylglutathione hydrolase activity. The record is from RefSeq and is a predicted model, not a curated record. NCBI's taxonomy places the organism in Eukaryota, Fungi, Basidiomycota, Agaricomycetes, Polyporales, Epitheliaceae. The transcript has 4 exons.